AUGCAGGCCCCACCACAAAACCCUCCACCAUCAGUUUCAGAAUCUUUUGUAGAUAACAAUUCAACUAAUCCUGGAUCUUUUGAUGAAUUACAUAGAAAAUGCAGAGAUAUAUUUCCACUUUGUUUUGAAGGUGCCAAAGUCAUGCUUCAAAAAGGUAUAAGUUCUCAUUUCCAGGUUUCACAUACUUUAAACUUAUCUCCUAAUAACACCGGUUAUAAAUUAGGUGCUACAUAUGUUGGUUAUAAGCAAUUAAAACAAGGUGAGGCAUUUCCUGUUUUUUUGGGUGACACAGAUGUUAAUGGAAACACUGCCGCUACAGUUAUUCACCAAUUUGGUGAUAGUUUGAGAUGUAAACUUCAAGCUCAAGCUGAAAAAAAUACUUUAAGUGCAACUCAAGGAAGCUUAGAAUAUCGUGGCCGUCUUUGGACGUCAGCAAUUACAGCAGCUAAUGUUGAUAUAAUUAAUAAUUCUGGUAUAGUUAUUUUCAAUUACCUCAGAAAGUUAACAAAACACAUUGAUGCUGGAGCAGAAUUUGUUCACCAAUAUGGAAUUCCAACACCAGGUGGUAUGAUGAGUGUUGUUUCAUAUGCUUUAAGGUACACAGCUAAUGAUUUUGUAACAGCUGCAACUUUUGGAAGUUCUGGUCUUCAUUUAUCUUAUUUCCAUAAACAAGCUGAAAAUUUAGCUUUUGGGGUAGAAUUUGAACACAAUAGUAGAAUGGAAGAAACAGUCACAACAGUAGGAUAUCAAACUGAGAUCCCUGAAAUAGGUGUGACUAUGAAAGCAUCAUUAGAUACAAAUUGGUCUGUCGGAGGAGUGUUUGAAAAGAGACUUUCUAACAAAUUACCUUUCACUCUUGCAGUCAGUGGGCUUUGGAAUCAUGCGAAAUGCCAAGGGAAGUUUGGAGUAGGGUUUAUUGUUGGAUAA
Molecule: messenger RNA, 927 nt
Organism: Strongyloides ratti
Lineage: Eukaryota; Metazoa; Nematoda; Chromadorea; Rhabditida; Strongyloididae
Product: Porin domain and Eukaryotic porin/Tom40 family-containing protein
Exons: 2
Coding region: 1-927 (308 amino acids)
Biological process (GO): protein import into mitochondrial matrix
Cellular component (GO): mitochondrial outer membrane translocase complex; mitochondrial outer membrane
Molecular function (GO): transmembrane protein transporter activity
Source: RefSeq, a predicted model, not a curated record